AUGACACCUUUCAUGAGCAUCGCCUUAUUUGUUGCCCUGUUCUUGCUCAACUCAGAUCGCAUUCAGAAAGCCAUUGAGAUAUGCAGCGAAUGUUUGAUUUUGCUAAGUAGCACCGAUCAAAACAGCAAAGACCAAUUUGAUUCAGUACUGCUACAAUUUUACAGCGACAUCUAUACCGUUCUUUUCAGCGCUUAUCGUCAUAUCUCUGACGACAUAAGUGCGGAAAGAUACGGGAGGAAACUGUUUGACUUAUACAGCGAGUCUGGAAUUAUGCUUUAUAAACUUGGUGAAAACCUAAAAGCGAAGGAAUAUGUUGAGAGGGCCCUUGCCAUAACAACAGAAAUUGGCGACAGAAGCGGAGAAGCAUCCUGUUACGGAAACCUUGGAGUGUUGCUUCAGUCGCUCGGGGAAUGCGACAAGGCUAAAGAGUAUCUCCAAAAAGCGCUUGUCAUCAGAACUGAAAUUGGCGACAGAAAAGGGGAAGCAUCAUGUUAUGGAAACCUAGGUACUAUGUUUAAGUCGCUUGGCCAAUACGACAAGGCUAAAGAGUAUCUCCAAAAAGCGCUUGUCAUCACAACUGAAAUUGGCGACAGAAAAGGGGAGGCAACUGACUACGGAAACCUAGGUACUGUGUUUGUGUCGCUUGGCCAAUACGACAAGGCUAAAGAGUAUCACCAAAAAGCGCUUGUCAUCACAACUGAAAUUGGCGACAGACAAGGGGAAGCAUCAUGUUAUGGAAACCUAGGUUCUGUGUUUGUGUCGCUUGGCCAAUACGACAAGGCUAAAGAGUAUCUCCAAAAAGCGCUUGUCAUCAGAACUGAAAUUGGCGACAGAAAAGGGGAGGCAGCUGACUACAGAAACCUAGGUACUCUGUUUCAGUCGCUUGGCCAAUACGACAAGGCUAAAGAGUAUUUCCAAAAAGCGCUUGUCAUCACAACUGAAAUUGGCGACAGAAAAGGGGAGGCAACUGACUACGGAAACCUUGGUACUGUGUUUGUGUCGCUUGGCCAAUACGGCAAGGCUGUAGAGUAUCUUCAAAAAGCGCUUGUUAUCACAACUGAAAUUGGCGACAGACAAGGGGAGGCAUCAUGCUAUGGAAACCUAGGUACUGUGUUUAAGUCGCUUGGCCAAUACGACAAGGCUAAAGAGUAUCUCCAAAAAGCGCUUGUCAUCACAACUGAAAUUGGCGACAGACAAGGGGAAGCAUUAUGUUAUGGAAACCUAAGUACUGUGUUUCAUUUACUUGGCCAACACGACAAGGCUAAAGAGUAUCUCCAAAAAGCGCUUGUCAUCAGAACUGAAAUUGGCGACCGAAAAGGGGAGGCAAAUAACUACGGAAUCCUAGGUAAUGUGUUUAAAUCGCUUGGCCAAUACGACAAGGCUAAAGAGUAUCUCCAAAAAGCGCUUGUCAUCAGAACUGAAAUUGGCGACAAGAGAGGGGAGGCAACUGACUACGGAAACCUAAGUACUCAGUUUCUGUCGCUCGGCGAAUACAACAAGGCUCUAGAGUAUCUCCAAAAAGCGCUUGUCAUCAGAACUGAAAUUGGCGACAAGAGAGGGGAGGCAAAUGACUACGGAAACCUAGGUACUGUGUUUAUGUCGCUUGGCCAAUACGAGAAGGCUGUAGAGUAUCUUCAAAAAGCGCUUGUUAUCAGAACUGAAAUUGGUGAGAGACAAGGGGUAGCAUUAUGUUAUCAAAACCUAGGUUCUGUGUUUAUGUCGCUUGGCCAAUACGACAAGGCUAAAGAGUAUCUCCAAAAAGCGCUUGUCAUCACAACUGAAAUUGGCGACAGACAAGGGGAAGGAUCAUGUCACGGAAACCUUGGUAAUGUGUUUAAGUCGCUCGGCCAAUACCACAAGGCUAAAUGGUAUCUCCAAAAAGCGCUUGUCAUCAGAACUGAAAUUGGCGACAGGAAAGGGGAAGCAUUAUGUUAUGGAAACCUAGGAACUGUGUUUCAGUCGCUUGGCCAAUACGACAAGGCUAAAUGGUAUCUCCAAAAAGCGCUUGUCAUCACAACUGAAAUUGGCGACAGACAAGGGGAAGGAUCAUGUUAUGGAAACCUUGGUAAUGUGUUUAAGUCGCUCGGCCAAUACGACAAGGCUAAAGAGUAUCUCCAAAAAGCGCUUGUCAUCAGAACUGAAAUUGGCGACAAGAGAGGGGAGGCAAAUGACUACGGAAACCUAGGUACUGUGUUUGAGUCGCUUGGCCAAUACGAGAAGGCUAAAGAGUUUCUCCAAAAAGCGCUUGUCAUCAAUACUGAAAUUGGCGACAAGAGAGGGGAGGCAAAUGACUACGGAAACCUAGGUACUGUGUUUCAAUGGCUUGGCCAAUACGAGAAGGCUAAAGAGUAUCUCCAAAAAGCGCUGGUCAUCACAACUGAAAUUGGCGACAAGAGAGGGGAGGCAAUUGACUAUGGAAACCUAGGUACUGUGUUUCAGUCGCUUGGACAAUACGAGAAGGCUAAAGAGCCCAAUUGUUUGUGGCCUCCAACAAACCAUGAAGUGGAUGAGCGAAAAAACGGCUGGUUGGAAAAAAUGUUUUCUGAGUGUAAAGCUUCGUUUACGCUGAUUGGAGAUGAUGUGAGGCUCGAGUUUGACAAGCAGAGGAAAAGGGAUGAGAAUAUUUGGAAGGAAACAGAUAGUUGUUUCCAAGACAUUUUUAAAUGGAUAAAUCCUGUUGAAAUACGAAUCAGAGUUAAAAAAAUUUCCUAUAUCUCAGGGUUAUUUUAUUGUGUAAUUACGAAAAAGACUGUGAUCGCUGAUGCCUAUAUGUGA
Molecule: messenger RNA, 2775 nt
Organism: Pocillopora verrucosa
Lineage: Eukaryota; Metazoa; Cnidaria; Anthozoa; Scleractinia; Pocilloporidae
Source: RefSeq, a predicted model, not a curated record